Messenger RNA from Pygocentrus nattereri (red-bellied piranha), 2469 nucleotides. It is a transcript of the gene blzf1, whose product is annotated as basic leucine zipper nuclear factor 1. The transcript is spliced from 7 exons. Gene Ontology annotation, cellular component: Golgi membrane. The coding region runs from base 213 to 1418 and encodes 401 amino acids. The record is from RefSeq and is a predicted model, not a curated record. Lineage: Eukaryota; Metazoa; Chordata; Actinopteri; Characiformes; Serrasalmidae. Gene Ontology annotation, biological process: Golgi to plasma membrane protein transport; Golgi organization.
GCACAAUGCUAAUCCGUCUCUAGCAGCGUUCGCGUAACGUUAGCAGGAAGCGUCUUGCGGAAACACUGGCUGUGUAGAUCAGUUCCGCUGCGAGUCGGAGGGGAAAAUGGGGAACUCCGGCUGCUGGUGAGAGAGGUGGAAAGCUGUACAGAUUAUUGUCUGGGAUCUUUCACGAUAGAUUUCUGCUGCCAUUUUAAGCAUCUUCUUCAACAAUGUCUGUUGAAGUAGCCAUGAAAAACUUGGCCAUUGUGUCUGUCCGUGGCCCUGGAGAUGGCAUGGAGACAGACAAACCGGUGGUGGCCCCAGAGAUCUCAGUGGAAACCCCAGUCUUGAAGGUACCAUCAAAGCAGCACCCAGUACUCAAGACUGCUCCAGCAUCGCCACACUCUCCAGGAGUGCUCCACCUGGGGAAAGUGAACAGGGAGGCAUGCACUGAGGUGGAGGCUGUGAGGAUUGUGGUGCCCCGUGCUGCCAUCAGCCGAAGUGGCCGAGUUGGGGCUCACGAGAACAAAGGAGAUGACAGAGCCUCUCCGCAGCAUGGUGAGGACCAGCCACCCUCACCUUCUCCGGAGCCACAGGAUUACAGGAGCGCCCUGGAGAAGCUCCAGAACUCUGAGCGCAGGCUGCUGCAGGACAAAGAGGGCCUCUCCAACCAGUUGCGUGUUCAGACAGAGGUAAACAGGGAGCUGAAGAAGCUGCUGGUGGCCUCAGUAGGGGAUGACUUGCAGUACCACUUUGAGCGACUGGCAAGAGAGAAGAACCAGCUAAUACUGGAGAACGAGGCACUGGGGCGUAACCUCGCUCACACUGCUGAGCAGCUGGAGCGCAUGAGUAUUCAGUGUGAUGUAUGGAGGAGCAAAUUUCUUGCCAGUCGAGUCAUGGCUGAGGAGCUGACAAACGCCAGAGCUGCUCUCCAGCGGCAGACCAGAGAGGCCCAGAGCGCCAUCCAGGACCUGCUGCUCGAGAGGGAAGAAUUCUCCCAAGAUAUGAUGCACACACAUAGGUCUCUGGAGCAGCUGCUAGUCUCCCUGCAGUGGGGUAGACGGCAAACCUACUACCCCAGUGCCCAGCCUCUCAGCACUGGAGAACUCGCUGCAGCCAAUCGCAAGCUGGCUGAUGCCAUCAACUCCCACCUGCUGGGUAACGUGGGCAGCAGCACCUGCAACACUACUGUGAAGAGCAGCCAAGCUUCAGAACUUUGCAAUACGCCAGCUGAGAAGAUGGCAGAGAAGGUACUCAGAAAUCUAGACCCCAUCGCCUGCUCAGACAACAAAGGUGAGCCGGUUGCUUCUGACCCCACCACUUCUCCUUUCUUGCCCAACAAAAAAAGCAUCGGACGUUUCCAUCCAUACACUCGAUACGAGAACAUCACCUUCAACUGCUGUGAGCGCUGCUCUGGGGAGCUUCUUGUACUCUGAGACAAACUUAUCUUAAACUAAUGUCUACUCUCACCUCCAGUAGACAGCAACCUUGUUCAAUAUUUUCUUUCUUUUGUAACUACAUUUUUGGAAAGCUGGAUAGGAGCAGGUAUUUAUUCAUUCUAGAUCGUUGACGGUCAUAUCAGAAGAUGGAUACCACUACUGUACUGUUAUGUGACAAUAGGGCUGACUUCUUUCUGUAUUUUGUUUUGUACAACUCUGGUCUUUAUCAGUAUAAAUGACAAUAUGUUGUCUAUUUUUGUGAAUGCCAAAGAGAGAACACAUAUGGACUCACUCAUCAAGUCUGACCAGCAUACAAUGAAAUGUCUUGCUUUUUUUUGUUUAUGUUAGCAGCUUCCUUGCAACGUUAAGCUGCUUGUCUUUUUUCUAGCCUACUUAUCAGACCUUGAAUGUCAGUGGUUUUGAGGUAGAGUGAAUUGCCAUGUCUUUGCACAGCUACUUGUACCGGUCACCCAGAAAAGAUGCUUAAUUUAAAACAGAUGAAUGAUGAAAUUCUUGCAGUUUUUUUGACUAUGCAGUGUGCAGUGCAACAGCUGCUUUUGAAGAGGAAGUCUUCAAUUUAUAAGAGUCUGAAUUUCAUUCCAUUUUCUGUAUAAAAUAUUAGUUGUCUGUGUUACGUCGAUUUUGUGAAUUUUCAAAGGAGGCAGCAGAGGACAAAUGGACUUUUGCUUGUGUAUUUGUAUAUGAUGAUGUGUAGACAACCGCUGUAUGAUGAUGCAGUAUUAGUGAAAGUGGAACAUAAUAGCGUGAAAAAGCUGAAACCAUCUUUAAAAAAAAAAAAAAACUUGGGGUACUGAAUGAAACUGCAUUGUCAUAUUUAUGUAUUUGCACUGUUGUGUGCAUUAGUUUGAAAAUGGAUUGGUUAGUGUUGUGUCUAGGCUUUAAUGAACUUACUGUAAGGUGCAAUAUGCAAUUGUUUCAUUUCUACUGAAACGGAUGUUGUGUGAAAUGUUUUCCUUGGCAUUUCAAAAACAUUUUCUGUGUAAAAUUCUUAAUUCUCUGCAGUGACUAAAUAAAGUUUGAUACGAAA